Molecule: messenger RNA, 1051 nt
Organism: Priapulus caudatus
Lineage: Eukaryota; Metazoa; Priapulida; Priapulimorpha; Priapulimorphida; Priapulidae
Exons: 7
Coding region: 127-909 (260 amino acids)
Source: RefSeq, a predicted model, not a curated record
GUUACACAUUAUCCUGUUUCAUUUGAUAUGGUCUGAUGUAAGAAUAUCCCUUGCACGUAGGGAAGUAUUAUUUGGAAAUUGACGUCGCCACAUUAUUCUAGUUUCUGAAAGGGUUCUGCUCAAACCAUGUAUAGCUUUAGCAGCCUGCAAUCUCAGGCCGUGUAUCAGCUAUCCAACGUUGCCACUGUGCUGAGUAACUCGGCGCGCAAUGCCGGCAGCACACCACACAUGCUGAAGCGAUGUCACAGGAAAAACGAUGCAACUUGCACUGCCGCCGUCACGUCUGACCCACAGCUCAGCCGAAGCUUCGAAGUGGCGUUGGAGCAGUGCACGGAGCUUGGUCUAGCCGAGCUGCGGCGGAUACGUGAGCGCCUGCUAGCCGCGCUCGCACCGCCCGCGCUGCGGCCGCAGUGGCAGCAGGUGUCACACGUGUCCGGGGCGUCGUUCUUCGAGAACAAGCACGGGUUUGCGGCGGCUUCGGCGGCGGCGGCGGGCGCGGCGUACGCACACGUGGACUGCGACGUUCUGCUGCGACCGCUCUUCAACAACGCUGACAGACAGCAGAGACGGGGCAUCGUGACGGACCAGCGGCGAUACUUCAAGACAAAUCGGUCGGAGCGCGUGACGCGACUCUCGGGGGAAGCUGACGACGAGACGACGACGACGACGAAGAUACAGAUGCUCGGCCAGCUGACGGGUCUAACGAGCGCCGCGAAAGACGCGAAGGCGACCGGUACACUGCUCAAGAGCGUGGACAAGAAUGCGAAACUGAAGCAGAUUCUGGAAGCUGCAGAGAGCCUGUCUCCGCCAGCAGAAAGGAAAAGAGCCAGGUGGCGUUUGCCGAAGGGUAUAUGGUCGGCAACGACAAGUCGCGGGCCGGCAGCUCGAAGGUUCGCACGUUCAACAUGAUCCGCGACAUCAUGGGGAUCAUCCUCAUCGUCGCUCUGCUGGGAACGUUCGUCGGCGGACCGUUCCGGAAAGUUCUCAUAGGAAAUGGUAAUGAAGUUCAUCCCGAGGACAUAGACGUGUGUUUUGACGACGUUAAGGGUGU